AUGCCUUAUGAGAUUCUUCUCGUUAUCUACGAAAGUCUGGGGCACGCCCCCUCUCAGGUUGCCCUGGCGCUGUCCUGUAAACGGAUGGCGAUUGUGGCUCGAGACGUCCAGCUGUCCCUCUCGCCCACGUCGCCAAAAUAUGCAGGCUUCCUCCCCCGGACCGUCUUUGAUGUCCCGGAGCUCAUGACUCAAUUGAAGCCAUGGAUGCCCAGUGACUUGCGCUUAUGCAACCACUGCCUCACCAAUAGACCUCGGCGCGAGGAGUAUUGGGACACCAUCAUGGGCUGCGAAAUCAGCAACUUCUGGGUCCAGAAGACCGGGUGGAACUUCCACAACGCGAGCUGGCACAAGCACGUCCACGACAUCUGCCCCGCGUGCCAUGCUUCUUGUACCCUGAGCGACUACGUUGAUUGUGACGGUUGUCGCGCCCUCGGACGCCUUGGCGACGUCGACUGGACGAGAGUAUCUGACUCCUGGCGAAGGAGGACAGAAGAAGAACUUCGAGCCGGACACUUUGCAACUGGCCCUGGGUGA
This is a messenger RNA of Fonsecaea erecta, 534 nucleotides long. RefSeq lists its product as hypothetical. Lineage: Eukaryota; Fungi; Ascomycota; Eurotiomycetes; Chaetothyriales; Herpotrichiellaceae. The coding region runs from base 1 to 534 and encodes 177 amino acids. The transcript has a single exon. The record is from RefSeq and is a predicted model, not a curated record.